Messenger RNA from Tripterygium wilfordii, 3349 nucleotides. RefSeq names its product phosphoenolpyruvate carboxylase 4. The record is from RefSeq and is a predicted model, not a curated record. Gene Ontology annotation, molecular function: phosphoenolpyruvate carboxylase activity. Bases 1 to 3168 code for a protein of 1055 amino acids. Gene Ontology annotation, biological process: tricarboxylic acid cycle; carbon fixation. Gene Ontology annotation, cellular component: cytosol. The transcript is spliced from 20 exons. NCBI's taxonomy places the organism in Eukaryota, Viridiplantae, Streptophyta, Magnoliopsida, Celastrales, Celastraceae.
AUGACGGACACGACGGACGACAUAGCUGAGGAAAUCUCGUUCCAGAGCUUCGAUGAUGACUGUAAACUCCUUGGGAAUCUUCUCAACGAUGUCUUGCAGAGGGAAGUCGGAAGCCGAUUGAUGGAGAAACUCGAAAGAAAUCGAAUCCUCGCUCAGAGUGCUUGUAAUAUGAGGCUGUCAGGGAUAGAGGACACAGCCGAGCUGUUGGAGAAACAGCUUUCAUCGGAGAUGUCAAAGAUGACAUUAGAGGAAGCAUUAACGUUGGCUCGUGCCUUCAGUCAAUACCUCAAUUUGAUGGGUAUUGCUGAGACCCAUCAUAGGGUUCGCAAGGUACGUAAUGUGGCUCACCUAUCAAAGUCUUGUGAUGAUAUUUUUAAUCAGUUGAUACAAGGCGGAGUGUCGCCGGAUGAGCUCUAUAAUACAUUUUGCAAGCAGGAGAUCGAAAUUGUUCUUACUGCACAUCCCACGCAAAUUAACCGUCGCACGUUACAAUACAAACACAUUAGAAUUGCUCAUCUUUUGGAAUAUAAUGACCGCCCUGAUCUUAGUCACGAAGAUCGUGAGACACUGAUUGAAGAUCUGGUUAGAGAGAUAACUUCGAUAUGGCAGACAGAUGAGCUUAGGCGCCAUAAACCAACUCCAGUGGAUGAAGCUAGGGCUGGCUUGAACAUUGUGGAGCAAUCUCUAUGGAAAGCUGUACCUCAUUAUGUACGCCGUGUCAGCAAUGCUUUGAAAAAGCACACAGGAAAGCCACUUCCUUUAACCUGCACACCAAUAAAGUUUGGCUCUUGGAUGGGGGGUGACCGAGAUGGAAACCCAAAUGUAACCGCAAAGGUCACAAGAGAUGUGUCUCUUUUAUCUAGGUGGAUGGCCAUUGAUCUUUACAUCCGGGAAAUUGAUAGCCUUAGAUUUGAAUUAUCCAUGAGCCGCUGCAGUGACCAUCUGUCAAAGUUAGCACAUGAGAUUUUAGAAAAAGAAACAUCAUCAGAGGACCGACAUGACAGUUGGAAUCAACCUUCAAGCAGAAGUCAAUCAAUAUUUCCUAGCCAACAAGCUCGGCCUUUUCCCACACAACUUCCACCCAGAGCAGAUCUGCCCGCAUGCACUGAGUGCAAUCAUGGUGGAUCUCAGUAUCCCAAACUGGAACUUCCGAAUGUGCCAUCUAAUCGUCAGGAUGGUCAGGGUUCUUCAAGCUCAGAAUCUUCUUCCCAGGAUACCGCUAACGAUUUAGGCAAGCUGGCUAAUGGAAACAAUACUAAUGGUUCUGUGACUGUUACAACUCCUCGGGGAUCUUCUUUCACCUCUAGUCAACUCCUCGCUCAGAGAAAGCUAUUUGCUGAAUCUAAGGUUGGAAGAUCCAGCUUCCAGAAGCUUCUAGAGCCAAGCCUGCCUCAGCGUUCUGGAAUAGCUCCUUACAGAAUUUUUCUUGGAAAUGUUAAAGAAAAGCUCCUGAAGACAAGGAGGAGGCUGGAGCUUCUUCUCGAGGAUCUUCCUUGUGAGUAUGAUCCUUGGGAUUACUAUGAGACAGCAGAUCAACUUUUGGAGCCACUGAUUCUAUGCUAUGAUUCUCUGCAAUCAUGUGGAUCUGGGGUGCUUGCUGAUGGUCGUCUUGUUGACUUAAUACGAAGAGUUACUACCUUUGGAAUGGUUUUAAUGAAAUUAGAUUUGCGUCAGGAAUCUAGCAGACAUGCUGAAACACUGGAUGCGAUUACCAAUUAUUUAGACAUGGGUUCAUAUAGUGAGUGGGAUGAAGAGAAGAAGUUGGAGUUCCUAACAAGAGAACUGAAAGGGAAGAGGCCACUAGUUCCCCCUACUAUCAAGGUUGCUCCUGAUGUUAAAGAAGUCUUGGAUACAUUCCGUGUUGCUGCUGAGCUAGGGAGUGAUUCACUUGGAGCGUACGUGAUUUCAAUGGCUUCAAAUGCAAGUGAUGUCCUUGCUGUGGAGCUUCUGCAGAAAGAUGCCCGACUCGCCAUUAGCGGGGAGCUGGGUAGACCGUGUCCUGGUGGAACGCUGCGGGUCGUUCCUCUGUUUGAAACUGUGAAGGACCUGAGGGAAGCAGGUUCUGUGAUCAGGAAAUUAUUGUCAAUCGAUUGGUACCGAGAACACAUAAUAAAGAAUCAUAAUGGGCAUCAAGAGGUGAUGGUUGGAUAUUCUGAUUCUGGUAAAGAUGCUGGACGGUUUACUGCUGCAUGGGAACUUUACAAAGCUCAAGAGGAUGUUGUUGCUGCAUGCAAUGAGUUUAGUAUAAAGGUGACUCUAUUCCAUGGCCGAGGAGGGAGUAUUGGUCGUGGAGGUGGGCCCACAUAUCUCGCUAUUCAGUCCCAACCUCCAGGCUCAGUUAUGGGUACCCUGCGAUCAACUGAGCAAGGAGAGAUGGUGCAGGCCAAGUUUGGGCUGCCACUCACUGCUGUUAGACAGCUAGAGAUAUACACAACUGCUGUGCUGCUUGCAACCCUACGUCCCCCACACCCACCUAGAGAAGUAAAAUGGCGAGAUCUCAUGGAGGAGAUUUCAAAAAUCAGUUGCCAGAGCUAUCGAAAUAUAGUCUAUGAAAACCCAGAUUUCCUUGCCUACUUCCACGAGGCUACUCCCCAGGCUGAGCUUGGCUAUCUUAACAUUGGAAGCCGCCCUACGAGAAGGAAGAGCUCAACAGGGAUUGGUCAUCUUCGUGCUAUUCCAUGGGUGUUUGCAUGGACCCAGACCAGAUUUGUUCUUCCCGCUUGGCUUGGAGUUGGUGCAGGUCUGAAGGGUGUUUGUGAGAAGGGACAUACUGAAGACCUCAAAGCUAUGUACAAAGAGUGGCCUUUCUUUCAAUCUACUGUAGACCUUAUAGAAAUGGUUUUGGGGAAGGCAGACAUUCCUAUAGCUAAACAAUAUGAUGAAGUACUCGUGUCAGAGAGCAGGAGAGAGAUUGGUUCUGACUUAAGGAAAGAGCUCUUAACAACAGAGAAAUUUGUAUUGGUGGUCAGUGAACAUGAGAAGUUAUCCGAGAAUAACCGGAGCUUGAGGAGACUAAUUGAGAGCAGGCUUCCUUAUCUCAAUCCUCUGAACAUAUUGCAGGUGGAGAUACUUAAGAGAUUGAGACGUGAUGAUGACAACUAUAAACUCAGAGAUGCAUUGCUCAUCACCAUAAACGGGAUCGCUGCAGGGAUGAGAAACACGGGUUAAUUUUUAGCUGUAAUGCUUGUGAAACUUACUGGAAAAACUUGCACCAUCUUUUCCAUUUCAUCUUUUGUUUAAGUUCUACAGUCCUUUUGAUGGCCAGAGUCCAGAAAACUAUUUGCUCUGUCUAAAACAAAGUAUUAGCGUAAAUUAUGAAGAUAAAGAGUGUUCUUAUCUCCAAUUCUUA